UCCAUGGCUCGUGACACGUGGGAAGCUUGGAUGGCAGGAGCACGAGGACCACGUCCCACGACGUAGUGUUGCCACGUCGUCACGCGAGCGCAGACCAAAGCAUCGAAUGGAUAUAACGAACGAACGAACGACUGCCGCGAAGAAAGAUUACCAAGCUCUCGCGAUGGAGGUAGCGCCCGCGGCAACUACAAGGGUGCCCCUCCCUCUCCCCGCCGCCGGGAAGCGCCUCCUCCUCGCCCUGGCGCCCCGCGGCGGGUUCGCCUCCAUCUCCGUGGCGUCCUCGUUCGGCGGAGGAGGAGGCGGCGGCGGGGGCCGCUUCUCUGCAGGCGGCGGCGGGGGAGGCGGGGACGACUCCGGUGCCGGCGCUGCAGCGGCCGCCGCCACGGCUGCGGCGGCUCUGGGUGAGGCCGAGCCGGCGGGGGCGGACAGCGACCCCGACGCCAUCGUGCUCCAUGUGGAGGGGAUGUCGUGCGAUGGAUGCGCUGCCAAAGUCAAACGGAUUCUGGAGAGCCAGCCUGAGGUUACUGCAGCCAUGGUUCACUUCGAAAAGGCGAUUGCACUUGUGUGGACAGCACCUGAAGCAAAGGCAACGGAAGAUUGGCAGAAGCAACUGGGUGAGAAACUUGCAAAUCACCUGACCUCCUGCGGAUUUCAAUCUCAUCUGCAAGAUGAAGGAGAAGCCACAAAAGCUGAUUCUUCUCCACAACAAUGAGUCAAUGAUUGCCCCUGAAGUUUUACCAUCAGAGGGUCCUUGAAUGAAGAGUUAGGACAGCUCCUACUAUUGUCGAAGUUGUAUAUGCGGCUCUACAAAAUACAUUUUGAUUGAGAGUUAUGUAGUUCUGAAUUAUAUCAUUAUGCAUGUACUCGCUGUAAAAGCUACCAGAGGAUUCCUCGAUCCUGAAAUAGAGGCAUUUCAUAUUUGAAAUA
This is a messenger RNA of Phragmites australis (common reed), 927 nucleotides long. Its product is annotated as copper-transporting ATPase PAA1, chloroplastic-like. Gene Ontology annotation, molecular function: metal ion binding. NCBI's taxonomy places the organism in Eukaryota, Viridiplantae, Streptophyta, Magnoliopsida, Poales, Poaceae. The transcript is spliced from 4 exons. The coding region runs from base 107 to 712 and encodes 201 amino acids. The record is from RefSeq and is a predicted model, not a curated record.